Ilex paraguariensis (yerba mate) is the source of this 348-nucleotide messenger RNA. Lineage: Eukaryota; Viridiplantae; Streptophyta; Magnoliopsida; Aquifoliales; Aquifoliaceae. The record is from the annotation of a GenBank genome assembly.
AUGGAGUUCACUUUUUCCCAUACUGAACCUGGGAAAAUGAUGCGUUGUUCGUGUGUUAAAUGCAAUAACGUUUAUUUUCAAACUCAUGAUGAUGUGGAAACUCAUUUGUAUUACCAUGGUAUAGUUAAAGAUUACAUUACAUGGGUAUUUCAUGGGGAAGAGUUUGAGUUAAGCAACGACAAUGAUGAUGAUGAUGAGCCUGAUGAAGAAGAUGAAAAUGAUCACGAUGACAUACAAGAAAUGAUUUAUGAACAUUACACUGCGGCAACUGUGAAUGCUUGGGAAGGAGAGAAUUCGAACAUUACUGGGAAUUCCCAGUACCUGAUUGGGAAACAAAUAAAUUUAUGA